UUAAAAAAAAAAUUUUAUAUUUUUAAUAAAAUUAAAAUCAGUCAAGUGAUGAAUGAUAAAAAUGUGCAAUUGGAAAACAAAGGAUGGUGUCAUUUUUAUCUGAUGGAACCACCUGUCUUUUUAUCGUUGUUGGCAAACGGACUGACAACUAAUGUCCUGGUGGAUCUGAUAGUCUUCCAAACAUGCCGACAAGUAAUAGGAGAAAAUACGACAAGUUGUGAUAUUUUACACACAAAUAGCAGUAGUGAAGAAGCACGAGCAUUGCAGAAAAUUAUUCAACCGUAUGCGAGUAAUAUAAUAAUGUGUACAUCAAUAAUGCGAAGUAUAUUUCCCGCAAUGUUGAUACUAUUCUUUGGUCCUUGGAGUGAUAAAUACGGAAGAAAACCUCUUAUAUUAAUUGGAUAUUUUGUUUCACUUUGUAGAUACAUAAUAAUGUUUAUUCUAACAUACUUUGAUGCCAAUCCAUGGCUGAUAUUAUUAUCCUAUCUACCGACAGCUCUUUUAGGUUCCGGUCUUUUAUUGGCAACAACUUGUUACGUAUCCGAUACUACAGAACCAGAUAAACGGCCAUGGCGAUUAGCCUGUUUACAAACAUGCGUUCAUGUUGGUUUAAUAAUCGGUACUUUUAGUGGUGCAUUCAUAUUCCAGCGACUCGGUUACAUGUAUUUAUUUGUUAUCGCUGCUUCACUUAGUUUAUUUUCAUUGCUUUACGUAUUCUUCAUAGUACCUGAGUCUAUAAAAAAGAAACCAGACAAGAAAUGGGGCAAUCCACUGAACCUGUCUUUCGUUAAACAAUUAAUAUUUUCAUGUACUAAACAACGCGACGGCUUAAAUCGUGGAUUACUUUGGAAUUGUCUAUUAAUAGUGUCAUUAUAUAGAAUAGUAACAAAUGGACAUACGAAUGUAAUUUAUUUAUUCGUCAAUGCUAAACUCGGUUGGAAUAUUGUAGAUUAUUCCAUGUUCAACAGUUUGUCCAUGGUUAUAUCAAUUGUCGGAACAUUUAGUAGUCUCAAAUUGAUGAAAGAUUACAUGGGUUUUUCAAACAUUACGAUAUUAUUAGUAGGAAGUUUAUCAGGUAUAUUAGCAUCGUUGUGUAUCUCAAUUACGUCAAAAGAUUGGCAUAUGUGGCUAUUUGCAUGUUUAGGAAUUUUUAUGGGUGUCAUAUUACCGACUUCACGAUCGCUUAUUACUGAAUCAACUCCUCCCAACGAUUCAGGCAAAACUUUUUCAUUGGUGACAUUUCUCGAUACUUUAUUACCAUUAGGAAGCUCUCCAUUAUAUAGUUUACUAUAUUCUUCAUACAUAGCAACAUAUCCAUCUCCCGUAUAUUUAAUGACUGCCGGAAUUUUCGCUUUAAUAUUUUUCGUUGGCAUAUUUAUAUAUUUAAAAUACUCUGAAGAAAAAUCACUCGAUGAACCUGAAAUUUAACUUUCUGUUGUAAAAAUUAAACAUUUCAAACUUAUAAUUUGAUUCAUUUACGUAAAUUCUAGUUUUAUUGUGAUGACUUUUAUUUUUUCAUCAUAAUACUGAUUAAAAGACUGAUAUUAUGCAUUAAAUAGUAGUCA
Cotesia glomerata is the source of this 1565-nucleotide messenger RNA. RefSeq names its product proton-coupled folate transporter-like. Lineage: Eukaryota; Metazoa; Arthropoda; Insecta; Hymenoptera; Braconidae. Gene Ontology annotation, cellular component: membrane. Gene Ontology annotation, molecular function: transmembrane transporter activity. The transcript has 6 exons. The record is from RefSeq and is a predicted model, not a curated record. Gene Ontology annotation, biological process: transmembrane transport. The coding region runs from base 49 to 1428 and encodes 459 amino acids.